GUUCCAGUCUUGUUUGUGAAGCAGCCUCUGUGAAGGACAGGUCAGUAGAGCGGAGGAACGUUCAAUCAUGUCUUACACCGCCGGCUCUUACCCGGACAAAGCCUACCUGGGCAAAGCGUACGGGGGCAGCGUGUACACGGGCUACACGGAUCCGAAUGAUGCAAAGGAUGUUUAUAAGGACCAGCUGAAGAUGGAGAAGAGGAAGAGGAGGGACGCCAUCUGCUGCGAGUUGGUGGCCCUGAUCAUCGGCUUCAUCGGCCUGGUCGGCGUCGCCGCCGUCACGGGCCUCCCCAUGUGGAAAGUGACGGCGUUCAUUGAGGAGAACAUCAUCGUCAUGGAGACUCGUUGGGAAGGAUUGUGGAUGAACUGCUACAGGCAAGCCAACAUCCGCAUGCAGUGCAAAGUCUAUGAUUCUUUGCUGUACCUUCCGGCCGACCUGCAGGCCGCCAGGGGUCUCAUGUGCGCCUCCGUGGCUGUGUCCACCAUUGCCUGCAUCGUGGCGUCCGUAGGGAUGCGCUGCACACGACUCGUGGACUCUCGUCCUAGGACCAAGCACAUCGUCCUGGUGAGCGGAGGCUGCUUGUUUCUGGUCGGCUGCUUGACCACGAUCAUCCCCGUCUCUUGGACUGCUAACGUGAUCAUUCGGGACUUUUACAACCCACUGUUGAUCGACGCCCAGCGCAGGGAGCUCGGGGAGGCCUUGUAUAUCGGAUGGGUCUCUUCUGCUUUGCUCUUCUGCGCUGGGGUGAUUCUUCUCUGUCGACACGCUCCGCGGACCCAGGACAAAGAGGACAUGGGGUCUGUGCUGUAUCGGGCCAGAUCAGCCCAGUAUAACAACUCGUACGGGCCUGGAUACACAUAUCAACCUGCAUAUGCUGGAUACAACUAUCAGCCCACGUAUUCUCCAGUCCCACCAACGAUGUAUAACCCUCCACGAUACUAAGACUGAACCAGAAUAUGGUGGAUUAUACAUUGAGCCCAUAUGGAUGAGAAGUGUGUUUUAUUGCUGGAUGUCUGUGUGACCGUGUCUGUGAACUUUUUUCAGAUUUUGAGAGCAUUCUCUCUCUGCUGUUUAAUCACGAGAGGUUCAGACCUGUCUGCAUUUAAAAAAAUUGUACAAAAAAUAAGAGACGUUUUUUAUUAAUGUGGGAUAUUUCCACAUGGCAUUUAACUGUAUGAUGGAAGAACUGUUGGCUUUGUUACAUAAUUAUAUAUAUUUUUUGUUUGAAUGUUUUCAAUGUGUACAUUUUCUAAAGCACUAGUCUAACUUUAAUCUAAUGUAAAAAAAGAAAAGAAUAAACUUGUAUUAUGGAUACUUUA
Messenger RNA from Triplophysa dalaica, 1320 nucleotides. It is a transcript of the gene cldn8.2, whose product is annotated as claudin 8.2. Gene Ontology annotation, cellular component: bicellular tight junction; plasma membrane. The transcript has a single exon. Gene Ontology annotation, molecular function: structural molecule activity. Lineage: Eukaryota; Metazoa; Chordata; Actinopteri; Cypriniformes; Nemacheilidae. Bases 68 to 943 code for a protein of 291 amino acids. The record is from RefSeq and is a predicted model, not a curated record. Gene Ontology annotation, biological process: cell adhesion; bicellular tight junction assembly.